Molecule: messenger RNA, 3828 nt
Organism: Melospiza melodia melodia
Lineage: Eukaryota; Metazoa; Chordata; Aves; Passeriformes; Passerellidae
Gene: ZNF185
Product: zinc finger protein 185 with LIM domain
Exons: 29
Coding region: 37-2307 (756 amino acids)
Source: RefSeq, a predicted model, not a curated record
UGAGCAGGGGCAGAAGGGGAAGGUGCUGCUGAGACCAUGAUGUCCCUGGGUGUCACUAAAGGAGGGCCCAUCCCGCCCACGGACGAGGAUCGCCGCAGGAUCAUCCGGCAGAUGAAGGUGCGCACCACCCUGCGGGGCGACAAGAGCUGGAUCCAGCACCACAACUCCGACUCGGACGAGGAGAAGAGCAGCCCCCGGUCUGGCCAGGCUGCUGGGACACCCCCAGCCCCCAAACCCACUGCUCCCCAGCAGGACAGGUCCUCUGCCCCCAAGCCCCAGUCUGGAUACCUCAUCAGGGGGGUGUUCACCAGGACCAUCGACAAAAGCUCCUCCACGCCGGAUCCUUCAGCUGCCAGCCCAGCACAGAAAAACACUGCCCUGAAGGGACAGAGCCGCUCUCCCUCUGGAUACAGGAUGACCACAGAGGACUACAAGAAACUAGCUCCGUACAACGUCCGGCAGAAAUCCGUGGAUGGGGAGGAGGAGGAUGUGCCUUUCUCUCCGGAUGAGCAUAAAAAGAGGACCGAGGCUGCCAACAGCGUCCUGCGGCGCUCGGCCGGCCGCGAGCGCGCCUACGUCCUGUCCGCUGCCAAGAAGAGCAACGGCAGCCCAGCCCAGGAAUUCCCACCCCUGUUUGCCAAGAGAAUUGAGAUAGAAGAGGAGGAAGGACAGCAGAGGAGGAGUCCGAGCGUGCCGGGUUCGUCCAGGGUUGCUCCGGAGAGCAGCAGUGCUAAUGGGCUAAGAAAAACCAGCCCUGGGUCUUCCUGGGAUGAGCCAAAGGCAGCAGCAGCCUCUCCCUCCAGCCCCAAACCAGGCAGCAGGAGCCAAGCAUCCCCAUCCCUGAGGGACACUGUGGGGACAAUCUCCACUUCUGCUGAAAUCAGGAAUGGUGAGGACAGGCAGGCCCUGAGUGGGAAAUUCUCCUUGGAAACGGCGUCCCAGGCUGGGGAUGGUGACAAAGCUCAGAAGGAAAAGCCUGAGAGGUUCCCGUGGGAUGAAGGGGCCCCCAAAGCCACCAGGGCUGCCACGAAUGGAAGUUUUGCUGAGCACACAGAAGCCAAGAAUGGGUUUUACCCACCAGAGUCCAGCUCUGGUUCCUGGCACUCUCCUGGGGAUGCUCCGGAGCUGCUCCGUCCCUCUGAGCCCUCCCAGGGGGACACCAGGUCAUCCUUGCAGCCUGAUGUCUCUUUUCAUCCCACUGAGAGAACCCCUGUGCACAUUGAGAACACAGAAUAUUCCUUUAAAAGCUCUGUCCUGGGCUAUGAGGAGAGGAGCAGCUCCACGAAUCCUGAGGGUCCAUCCCACCACCAGCCCUACUGGGAUGAGACAAGGUUUCUGGACUCAGUCAGCCUCACUGAGAGGGGCCAAGGAGCUCCUGGCCAUGAGAGCCCCCCAGAGCCCCCCAGGCUGAAGGAUCCCACUGAGCCCAGCAGGGCUGGGUCCAGCUCUGUUCCUGGAGGAAGCAGCAUCCCAGCUGCAGAGAUUCCACAUGCAAACGAGUCUGAGCCCUGCAGGGACAGCAGGUCAGAAUUCAGCCCUCAGGAGGGUGUUGGCAGUGCCCACGAGCCCCAGCCCCCCGUGCCCCUGUUCCAGGAGCGCCAGCCCUUUGGGGGCUCUGUGCCCAGCCACAGGAUCCCAGGCUAUGUGGACAGCCAGGUGUUCAGCGCCAGGAGCAGGCCCAGCCCAGAUCCCAAAGGGAAUGUUUAUGGGAGCAGCAGCCCCAGGAGCAGCUGGUAUGACAGUGCCAGGGGGCUCGGGGACUUCAGCCCCCCUGCAGGACGCCAUGACUCCUUUCCCAGAGAUCCCACCAUGUCCAUGUCCCAGAGAAGCCACAGGGUGCCGUUCUACAUGGACAGCUUAAACUCUAACAGCUCCAGGCUCCUGUCCAGCUCCAGUGAGAGGCUCUGCAGCUCCCACCACAGCUCUGGGUACCAGCCUGACUCCAGCUCUGCCGGGAGAGGGAUCCUCUUCGUCAAGGAGUACCUGAACACCGGCGGCUUUGCGGCCUCGCCGCGCCACGGCAGUGGCAGCCUUGUGGAUCUGAGUGACCUGGAGAGAAGCAGCUACAGCCACCACAGUUACCUGUCCAGUGCUCCCCUGCACAGGUCCAGCGAGCCCCUGUGCAGCUACUGCAGCCGGGAGAUCCGAGACUGCCCCAAGAUCAUCAUCGAGCACCUGAACAUCCACUGCCACGAGUACUGCUUCAGGUGUGGAAUUUGCCACAAAGCGAUGGGAGAUCUCCUGGAUAAAAUAUUCAUCCACCGGGACAUUGUGCACUGUGACAAGUGCUACGAGAAGCUCUUCUAGGGCCCUGGAGCUGGGAAUGCAGCCCGAGCCCGGCGGCACGCCCGGGAACAGCGCAGCUCUGACCGGCUGAGAUUGCACAGCUCCCGCUUCCCUCGAGUUCUCCUCCCUCUCGCUGCCCCGUGGCCGUGGAUGAGUUCAGCACCUGCUGGUUGAUGCUGUCGCCUGCUCCAGACAGGAGUGAUGGGAACGAGAUAAGGCAGCCUCCUCCUCAGAGAUAACGUUUUCCAGAGGUGCUGAGCCCCUCUCGGCCCGGCUUUAGCUGCAUGAAGAUCCCGAGUGCUCCCGGAAUCAGCUCCUCAGGUCUAUCCCAGCUCAUUGCCACGAUCUCUCCUGAUGAUAUUUGUAUUUCUUUCCCCUGUGCAGCCAGGCUGUGCGAGCUGGCACACAGACACUGGGAGCCUUAAACACUAAAUGAGGAUUCUUGGGAGGGUUUGAAUUCAGUUCCUUAGCAAAAGCCUAUUUCUGCAUCCUUCACCCCCAAAUUCAGCCUAGAAAUAGCUUCUGCCUGAUUUCCAUUUGCUUUCUCCAGGAUUCCAAUAGCACUUGCAAACUCUAUUCUAAUGGUGUGUCAGCUUUAAUUCCCCUUCCUGCCUCUUCCCCGAGGAUGCAGCAGCAGCACUUGUGGCUGCUGCCUGCUUGGGGAGAUAACAGUGUCCUUCCCUGGGCUCUGAGGGCAGGUGUCCUGUGCCACAGCAGGGCCACCUCAGCUCCCUCUCCUGACAAAGAGCUCUGCUCAGCUGAAAUCCCACCUUCCCCCUCACCAGGGCUUUGCCCAGACCUCUCAUGGCUGUAGGUUAUUCACAGCCCAAAUGGUCACUAACAACAUUGAACUUCCAGCAGAUGCUGCACUCAGUAAAAUCAGAAUUGUGUCUGUUUAGCCCUUAACUCAGAGCUGAGAGGUUGGGAAUGCUGAAUACUGAAACCUGCAGCUCAAGUGUCCUAAAAGUGUCCAGACUUAUUGUUUCCUCAAGACUUACUGUUUCCUCAUGGGAAGCAUCAGGAAUCGUGGAACUGUAGAACCCCAGAAUGCUUUGGGCUGGAAGGAGUUGAAGUUCAUCCAUUUAAAGUUCAUGCCCAGGGACACCUCCCACCAUCCCAGGCUGCCCCAAGCUCUGUCCAGCCUGGCCUUGGACACUUCCAGGGGUCCAGGGGCAGCCACAGCUGCUCUGGGCAACCAGGGCUUCCCUAUCCCCACAGCCAAGAAUUGCUGAAAACCAAACUUCUCCUAAAAUCCUGUGAUUACCUGGGGAAAAGGAACCAUGAUCCCCCAUGUGAAUUUUUGUUUGUUUGAGAGCAGCUGAGGGAGAUGGGAAAGGGGCUCAGCCUGAAGAAAAGGAGGCUAAGAAGGGACCUUCUGGCUCUGCACAACUCCUUGACAGGAGGGGUUUUCCCCCCUAAAGACAUGUAUCACCUAAAGGGAACCUGCAGCUACUAUAAAAAUGUUAUGCUUUAUAAUUUGUAUUGGUCUGAGCUUUGAAGAAUUGCUGACCCCAUGAAUAAAAAACAAAUGAAUUAUUCAAA